This is a messenger RNA of Cucumis melo (muskmelon), 1829 nucleotides long. Its product is annotated as glycosyl hydrolase 5 family protein-like. The record is from RefSeq and is a predicted model, not a curated record. Gene Ontology annotation, molecular function: hydrolase activity, hydrolyzing O-glycosyl compounds. The transcript has 3 exons. NCBI's taxonomy places the organism in Eukaryota, Viridiplantae, Streptophyta, Magnoliopsida, Cucurbitales, Cucurbitaceae. The coding region runs from base 25 to 1641 and encodes 538 amino acids.
AUUCAAUUUCAAGGAAAGACCAAAAUGAAAGGACAACAACAAUGGAAAAAUAUUGCUUUAGUUUGUGUUUUUGUGAUGUUAAUUUCUAAGACGUAUUCGUUGCCGCUUUCAACCAAUGGAAGAUGGAUCGUCGAUGCCACAACAGGCCAACGUGUGAAGUUAAUGUGUGUAAAUUGGCCAGGACACAUGCAGGGUAUGUUGGCAGAGGGUCUUCAUCUUAGGCCACUUAAUGAUAUUGCCGCAUUGGUAGCGAAGUUGCGGUUCAAUUGCGUGCGUUUGACAUAUUCAAUUCAUAUGUUCACACGCCAUGCUAAUUUGACUGUUCAACAAUCCUUUGAGAAUUUUGAUUUGAAGAAUACCAUCGCAGGAAUAGCGCAAAACAAUCCUUCUAUAUUGAACAUGACACUUGUUCAGGCGUAUGGAGCAGUGGUUGAUUCACUUGCUGCACAUAGGAUCAUGGUAGUUUCUGAUAAUCAUAUAAGUCAACCAAGAUGGUGUUGUGACAAUAAUGAUGGCAACGGCUUCUUUGGAGAUCGAUAUUUUGAUCCUCAAGAAUGGUUGCAAGGAAUUAGUUUGGCAGCACAGAGCCUAAAAAGCAAAUCACAAGUGGUGGCAAUGAGCUUGAGAAACGAACUGCGAGGACCAAACCAAAACGUGGAGAAGUGGUUUCAAUAUAUGAGCCAAGGAGCCAAGCUUAUUCACCAAAUUAACCCAAACGCUUUAGUAGUAGUUUCUGGAUUGAGCUAUGACACCGAUCUUAGCUUCUUGAAGAAUAGGUCAAUGGGAUUCAACUUGGACAAUAAACUUGUAUUUGAAGCUCAUUUGUACUCCUUCACAAACAACAUGGGUGAUUUUUGGAUGUCGAAGCCAUUAAACACGUUUUGUGCUAGUGUCAACCAAGGAUUUGAAGAUCGAGCAGGGUUUCUUGUGAGAGGACAAAGCCCAAUACCACUAUUUGUUAGCGAAUUUGGGAUUGACCAAACAGGCGUAAAUGAGGGUCAAAAACGAUUCUUGAACUGCUUUUUUACCUAUCUUACUGAGAAUGAUUUUGAUUGGGGAUUAUGGGCAUUGCAAGGUAGCUACUAUUAUAGAGAAGGUGUGAAAAAUGCAGAAGAAACUUUUGGUGUCUUGGAUUCCACUUUUGCAAAAGCAAAAAACUCUAAAUUAUUCCUCCAGAAGUUUCAACUUAUGCAAUCAAAACUUCAAGAUCCAAGUUCAAAUCUCACAACAUCAUUCAUAAUGUACCAUCCUCUUAGCGGUGGGUGUGUGCGAAUGAACAAAAAAUACCAAUUAGGAAUCAGUAGCUGUAAGACUUCUAACCGUUGGAGUCACGAACAAGACGGUGCUCCUAUUAAGUUGGCAGGAUCUAUACUGUGUUUGAAAGCCAUAGGAGUUGGGCUCCCUCCGAUUCUCUCUCAAGACUGCUCAAGCCAACAAAGUAUUUGGAAAUAUGGUUCAAAUGCCAAAUUGCAACUGGCCACUGUUGAUGAACAAGGACAAGCCUUAUGCUUGCAAAGAGCUUCUCAUUCCCAUCAAAUUGUGACGAAUAAGUGUUUGUGUUCUAAUGAUUCUCAAUGCCAAGAAGAUCCACAAAGCCAAUGGUUUACACUUGUCCCAUCAAAUCUACGUCGCAUUAAUUGAGCUCGAUAUGUAAUUAUAUGUAUAUUUUGUUAUUUGAACCUCAUUUAUUUCCACUCAUGCAAAUUAUUAUUCAAAUAUUUUUUAGGGAAAUAAACAUAUCCCAAUUGUUCUCAAUAAUGUCAAGGAAAUCCCACAACUAAAAUUUGAGGAGUAAAAUAAGUGUUAUUACAAUUUUUUUUCCUUGAGAA